AUGGUUUCCUUCAAGUCUCUGCUUCUCGCCGCUGUGGCUACCACCAGCGUCCUCGCUGCUCCCUUCGAUUUCCUUCGUGAGCGCGACGAUGUCAACGCGACUGCUCUCCUUGAGAAGCGUCAGUCUACUCCCAGCGCCGAGGGAUACCACAAUGGAUACUUCUACUCGUGGUGGACUGAUGGCGGUGGCUCUGCCCAGUACACCAUGGGUGAGGGCAGCAGGUACUCCGUGACCUGGAGGAACACUGGCAACUUUGUUGGUGGAAAGGGGUGGAACCCUGGAAGCGGCCGUGUCAUCAACUACGGCGGAGCCUUCAACCCCCAGGGCAACGGAUACCUCGCUGUGUACGGAUGGACCCGCAACCCGCUUGUCGAGUACUACGUGAUUGAAUCCUACGGAACCUACAACCCCAGCAGUGGAGCCCAAAUCAAGGGCAGCUUCCAGACCGACGGUGGUACUUACAACGUUGCCGUCUCCACCCGUUACAACCAGCCCUCUAUUGACGGAACAAGGACCUUUCAGCAGUACUGGUCUGUCCGCACCCAGAAGCGUGUCGGUGGAAGCGUGAACAUGCAGAACCACUUCAACGCUUGGUCUCGCUAUGGCUUGAACCUUGGUCAACACUACUACCAGAUCGUCGCCACUGAGGGUUACCAGUCCUCUGGAAGCUCUGACAUCUAUGUGCAGACUCAGUAG
Molecule: messenger RNA, 696 nt
Organism: Bipolaris victoriae FI3
Lineage: Eukaryota; Fungi; Ascomycota; Dothideomycetes; Pleosporales; Pleosporaceae
Product: glycoside hydrolase family 11 protein
Exons: 3
Coding region: 1-696 (231 amino acids)
Biological process (GO): xylan catabolic process
Molecular function (GO): hydrolase activity, hydrolyzing O-glycosyl compounds
Source: RefSeq, a predicted model, not a curated record